Suillus subaureus is the source of this 1986-nucleotide messenger RNA. Its product is annotated as mitochondrial protein Pet127-domain-containing protein. The transcript has 12 exons. The record is from RefSeq and is a predicted model, not a curated record. Gene Ontology annotation, biological process: mitochondrial RNA 5'-end processing. Lineage: Eukaryota; Fungi; Basidiomycota; Agaricomycetes; Boletales; Suillaceae. Gene Ontology annotation, cellular component: mitochondrial envelope; mitochondrion. The coding region runs from base 1 to 1986 and encodes 661 amino acids.
AUGAAGUCCACGAGACAUGGACAACCGCCGCAUAUACGCCAUCCCCUACCUUAUACCCGCCGUGUAGAGGUUCUAACGUGUGCAUUCGCAGAUAUUGACCCACCCUCGGAGCACAAACCUAUUGCGCGGCUUGCGCAUGGGCUUGACAGGGUGUUAUUUAAGCGCGUCUUUCUGCCCUGUGAAUUCCCCGGUGUUCAUUGGCUCCAAGAUCCACGCUCCCGUGUAUAUAAUUUCACGCCUUGGCUUGAAAGCAUACCCAAAGUCACAGAUUUCGCGUUCGAGCGCGUCACUGGGUUCAUACGGAGUUCUCAGGAUGAUGACCUUCAUACCCUCGCGAAAAUACACUCCCGACCAUACGUUGGCUCCACUUCCUCCCUCACUGGUCUGCUCAGCCAUAUUUACUUCCUCAUUUCUGGUGGAAAGGAAGUAGAUACGAGUGUUUUGAGCGGCGCUUUCGCGCAUGAGCCAACGAACUUUACCCCAGGCCAGCGCAUGCCUGUAUCAAUCGUGUUACGAUAUAAAGACGGUGUAUGGGCGGUCGACUCCGGCAAAGAUGGCGAGGAUGACAGCGAGAAAAAUGUAUUGACGUGGAUGGGCACUCUCCUGGAAAAAUUCUUGACAGUUCCAGAACCUGAGUUCAAGACUCUCCUGCGCUCCUCGCCCGCCCCAGCAGAAGGUGAGGAGGAUAAAAGGAGGGAGGCAUAUCGGUAUGCUAAGAGUAACCGCUUUUUGAUGCGCUCCCAGCUCGAUUGCGUCGACCCGCGCUUACCAGGAACAGGCGUUUUUGAUGUCAAGACCCGUGCUGCGGUGCCAAUCCGACUGGAUUUGCUGAAUUUCGAGGAGAACUCAGGUUACCUCAUUCGCACGCUUCACGGACCACUGGAGAGCUUCGAGAAAGAAUAUUACGAUUUGAUUCGAAGUGCAUUUCUGAAAUACAGCUUCCAAGCUCGUAUCGGUAACAUGGAUGGCGUAUUUGUUGCUUACCACAACACGGCCCGCGUUUUUGGAUUCCAAUACGUCUCGCUCGAGGAGAUGGACGCACGCUUGUUUGGACAAGAUGUGAAACCUGCUGGUGCUGUUAACGGUGAUGGUGCGCCUACCAGAGGCGCGCGCAUAUUCGAGAAGUGUGUGAAGGUGCUGGAAAUAGUGAUGGAUGAGAUUGUUGGAGUGUUUGGGGAGAGGAGCGUGAAAUGCACUUUCGAGACACGGGAGCGCUCGCCGAAGAUGAAUAUAUGGGUGGAGCCUGUCGAGUGGGAUGCAGAGAAAGAAGGGAAGGGAAAGAGCCUAACAGAGUCGAAGGAGACAGAGGAGGAAACGAAGGUGGCGGAACAAGAGAAAGAUGCUGAGGGGGAGGGCCGAGUGAAGACAGAGGAACCCCCAAUCGUUCAGAUCGACGUAGAGGUGCAGAACUUUGUCGCCGGCCAGCCUGUGUGGGGUUCAAGAGCGAUUGAUGUCGCGUCUGACGAGAACUGGAUUCUCCAUUGGGCGAUCUCGCAUAGCUCGUUGGAAGCCUCCAGAAUUCGGGCCAACCUCGCAUCUGCGAAAGACAGGCAGUUCCGUGCAUGGAAUUUCCCAGCAAAUAUCAGCCGACCGGAGGAGAUGGAGGCAUGGUGGAAUGCGCUGGAUUUUGGCAGACGGAAGAAGGCUGCUUCCCCUUCAGGCGAGAGUGAGGAAAUAGCAGCAGGCAGGCUACACGAUAAUGGCGCGCCGUCGUUCAAUCACAGGCUCUUCCGACCGGCGUCAACGAAUAUUGAGGUAUUGCGCCAGCUAUCAAGAGACGGGAGGGAAGAAACUUUGAGGGCGGAGGCCGAGGAAGAGGCCAUGGGAAGGGAGAAAAUCGUUUGGGGUCUUCUGGGGAAUGGAGGUGUUGCGAACAGUGAAAACAAGGAAGUGCCUGAGGAUGGCAGUUCAGCAUCGACCGUUACUCAGGCUUCAGAAAUGGGGACAGUCGACGCGGUGGCACAAACUAACGAGGAGAAGAAGUGA